CACAGAUACAAGAGGAAAAAUGCAAAGAAUGAUCAGCAAAGGGGGCGCGACCACCUGUCUUUAUAGGCAGGAGCGAGGAAAAUUCUAUCGCAUAGGACCAUGUGUUAUGCGCACGAGGUCAGUAGGGCAGAUUGUAGUGUACCUAGUACUUCUAGCAGUAUAUUGCGCUACUGAGGAGUUGUAUCCACCAAGGUAGUUAGAUAAUUGAGCGUGUAGAACCACGAGGUCAGGGAAGCUUGUUUCAUUCGACGGCUGCCAUUUCGGCUAAUUGAACCGCAGGCAACAGUUCAAUCGCUUAGUAGUAUUGUUUGUAAAAACUAGUCUGGGAUUGGGUCGCGGGAUGGGACAGAACGAAGGAAGUUCAGGGCCCCUUGCAGUACAGACAGGAAUACUCCGGAGGACAUGCGACAACGACUUCGAUCCCGGUGAAGUGGGGCCCGGAAUCAGGUCUGGGCGAAUGCUUAUCCACACCCUCGGUGGGGUCG
Molecule: messenger RNA, 485 nt
Organism: Aspergillus pseudonomiae
Lineage: Eukaryota; Fungi; Ascomycota; Eurotiomycetes; Eurotiales; Aspergillaceae
Exons: 1
Coding region: 20-196 (58 amino acids)
Source: RefSeq, a predicted model, not a curated record